Penicillium bovifimosum is the source of this 1209-nucleotide messenger RNA. RefSeq names its product pyruvate dehydrogenase (acetyl-transferring) subunit E1 alpha. The transcript has 4 exons. Gene Ontology annotation, molecular function: pyruvate dehydrogenase (acetyl-transferring) activity. NCBI's taxonomy places the organism in Eukaryota, Fungi, Ascomycota, Eurotiomycetes, Eurotiales, Aspergillaceae. Bases 1 to 1209 code for a protein of 402 amino acids. Gene Ontology annotation, biological process: pyruvate decarboxylation to acetyl-CoA. Gene Ontology annotation, cellular component: intracellular membrane-bounded organelle. The record is from RefSeq and is a predicted model, not a curated record.
AUGCUCUUCCGUUCAGUUCGUACUGCGCCUUUGCGCCGCGCCUUCACUCCUCUUGCCCGUCGUACUGUCACCACCGACGCCGCUUCCGCCAAUGUCGAGAGCCCGGUGCCCCAGGAAGAUGACAAGCUGUUCACUGUCCGUCUCUCCGAUGAGAGCUUCGAGACCUACGAGCUCGACCCGCCCCCGUACACUCUCGAGACCUCUAAGAAGGAGCUGAAGCAGAUGUACUACGAUAUGGUUGCGAUCAGACGUAUGGAAAUGGCCGCCGAUCGUUUGUACAAGGAGAAGAAGAUCCGUGGUUUCUGCCAUCUGUCAACCGGACAGGAAGCCGUCGCUGUCGGUAUCGAGCACGCCAUCGACCGCAUGGACAAGAUCAUCACUGCCUACCGUUGUCACGGUUUCGCCAUGAUGCGCGGUGGUACCGUCAAGUCCAUCAUCGGUGAGCUUCUCGGCCGUCGCGAGGGUAUCGCGUACGGCAAGGGUGGUUCCAUGCACAUGUUCGCUCCCAACUUCUACGGUGGAAACGGUAUUGUCGGUGCCCAGGUGCCCGUCGGCGCCGGUCUGGCUUUCGCCCAGCAGUACAACGAGCAGCCCAACACCUCCAUCGUUCUGUACGGUGACGGUGCCUCCAACCAGGGCCAGGUCUUCGAGGCCUUCAACAUGGCCAAGCUGUGGAACUUGCCUGUUCUCUUCGGCUGUGAGAACAACAAGUACGGCAUGGGUACCUCCGCCUCCCGUUCCUCCGCUCUGACCGAGUACUACAAGCGUGGCCAGUACAUCCCCGGACUGAAGGUCAACGGCAUGGACGUCCUCGCCACCAAGGCCGCCGUGCAGUACGGAAAGGAGUACGCCAUCUCCGGCAAGGGCCCCCUCGUCUUCGAGUACGUCACCUACCGCUACGGUGGCCACUCCAUGUCCGACCCCGGUACCACCUACCGCAGUCGCGAGGAGAUCCAGCGCAUGCGCAGCACCAACGACCCCAUCGCCGGCCUCAAGCAGAAGAUGCUCGAGUGGGGCGUUACCACCGAGGAGGAGCUCAAGUCUCUCGACAAGACUGCCCGUGCCAACGUCGACGCCGAGGUCGCCGAGGCCGAGGAGAUGCCGGUUCCUGAUAACACUUCUCGCAUUCUCUUCGAGGAUAUUUACGUCCGUGGUUCGGAGCCUAAGUGGAUGCGUGGUCGUACUGUUGAUGAGACUUUCUACUACUAG